This is a messenger RNA of Phaethon lepturus (White-tailed tropicbird), 1365 nucleotides long. RefSeq names its product NADH dehydrogenase (ubiquinone) 1 alpha subcomplex, 10, 42kDa (gene NDUFA10). Gene Ontology annotation, cellular component: cytoplasm. Gene Ontology annotation, biological process: mitochondrial electron transport, NADH to ubiquinone. Lineage: Eukaryota; Metazoa; Chordata; Aves; Phaethontiformes; Phaethontidae. The coding region runs from base 52 to 990 and encodes 312 amino acids. The record is from RefSeq and is a predicted model, not a curated record. The transcript is spliced from 9 exons.
AGAUUUCAUACCAGCACCGGACAGAAUUUGCAGUAUGGCUGGCUGGCCUAUAUGUUGGGAGACAGAGCUACAAAAAAGUUCACUGAAUACAGCAAAAUCUUUACAGUGGAGGGCAACUUAUCUUCUGGGAAGGGCAAGCUUGCACAACAAAUAGCAGAAAAACUAGGGAUGAAAUAUUUCCCAGAAGCAGACAUCCAUUACCUAGACAGGAUCACGGGAGAUGGAACGCUGCUGCAUGAGAAAUUUAAUGGUUUCUGUAACCUAGAGAGAUUUUACAAUGAUCCAAAAUGCACUGAUGGACACUCUUAUCGACUGCAGGCUUGGCUGUUUGGUAACCGUGUUUUGCAGUAUGCCAAUGCGUUGGAGCAUCUGCUGACCACAGGACAAGGUGUGGUGAUGGAGCGUUCUCCCUACAGUGACUUUGUGUUUCUGGAUGCAAUGUUUAAACAAGGCUAUAUCCACAAACGAUGUGUUGAUCACUACAAUGAGAUCAAAGAGAUCAGCAUUUCUGAAUUCCUGCCGCCUCACUUGGUCAUUUAUAUAGAUGUACCUGUCCCAGAGGUGCAGAAGAGGAUUCAAGAGAAAGGCGAGCCAUAUGAGAAAAAGGUGUCUCCUUCGUAUCUCCAGAACAUUGAGGAUGCUUACAAGAAAACCUUCUUACCAGAGAUCAGUGAGACCAGUGAAGUUCUGCAGUACAUGGCAACUGAGACAGAGGAUGUGGAGAAGGUAGUUGAAGACAUCGAGUACCUGAAGUUUGACAAGGGGCCAUGGCUGGAGCAGGAUGAUGUUUCUUUCCAUCAUUUGAGGCUUUAUGUUCAGGACAAAUCUGGAGUGCUGGAUCCUGUAGCCAUCCCUCGCUUCAUUCCAGAAAUCACAAUUGGAGGCAGUGAAUAUGAUAAAAUCUAUUACGAGUAUCGAUCGCUGCCUGGUCGUAAUUUUAGGCAAGGCUACAAUGCUGAUGUUGGUGACAAGUGGAUCUGGCUGAAAUGAAAUCUGCCUCCCCUUGGAGCCCUAACUGCGAUGGACCACAGAACUUGAGUGAAGAAGCUGAGUUCAGUGUGCCUGCUCUGCAUCAAUUGUGUAGCACAAAGAAAAUGCUGGUUAAAUCAUCUUCCAGCUACAGCAUGAGAGAACAGACUUCUAAAAAGGAAAUCACUUUAUUCUGGUUUGUUCUUCCCUGGAGAGUUCAGGGUGCUUUGUCUUUGGAUGUUGGAUGGUCAGUGUGUGAUAGCAGAGUGAUCUGAUAUUACAGGGGCAGACUUAAGAUCAAUGCUGAACUUUCUCUUCAUCAAGACUGUGGCAUGUUAUUAUACAGGACUAUUGUUGUUUUGCUGAAUCAAGAGAAAUUAAACCUGUAUCCUCCUG